AUGGAACCAUCAAUUACACUCAAUCUUAGUGAACCAAAAUCCAUUGACUCUGAGAAAGAAGCGGACAUCAACAAAUCAUUCCAGAUAGUCCCCUUCACCCAGUUCGCAACGACUUCAUCCUGGCUUUCCUCGUGGAACACCUCCUUAGCCUUCCGAGUGCAAACCCGAAACCCUCUUGGUACCCGACCUAUCCCGAUUUUUAAUAUCUGGCGUCCAAGCUUUUUCGGUAUCUCACUACCGCGCAAGGGCUUCCCGGCAGCGAAUCUCAGUCGACAUGACCUUCUCGUCAGCAAAGAUAAGGGUGACCCUAACGAGUUAAUCCACUUCAACAUAGAGGAUGUAAUUGGCGGCAUCGAUAUUGACCAGCCACCGUUCUAUGCAUGUAAGCACUGCUUGCGCUAUCGGGGCGGGGUGUAUCUUGCGGAUGGGACGUACCUUAGAUUUGAUGAUAUAAAUGAAGGAGAGCUAUAUCAGUUUCCAGCAGAUCCAGGAGUGGAUGUGGGCAGUCUUAGGUGGAAGCCGGAUGAAAGUUCUCAUUUACCAAGUUCAGGGGAGGGCAAUACAGAAAGGAUUGUUUGUCGAACUAUGGCAGAUGAGCGGAAAGACGAUAUUGGCCCAGUUCUCGCGGUUUUGACUCGAGAGGGUAUCGAACUUCUGCAGGACGUAAUAAACAAGGAGAAAGCUGCUGGCAGGAGAGUGGCUGGCGAUCAGAUCCUAGUGACUGGCAUUGCAAUUGCGUUUUAUUGUGGCUGGCUGGCUUGA
This is a messenger RNA of Penicillium atrosanguineum, 762 nucleotides long. RefSeq names its product 54S ribosomal protein. The record is from RefSeq and is a predicted model, not a curated record. Lineage: Eukaryota; Fungi; Ascomycota; Eurotiomycetes; Eurotiales; Aspergillaceae. The transcript is spliced from 2 exons. Bases 1 to 762 code for a protein of 253 amino acids.